Messenger RNA from Torulaspora delbrueckii, 1548 nucleotides. It is a transcript of the gene IPI3, whose product is annotated as chromatin-binding/pre-rRNA-processing protein IPI3. Gene Ontology annotation, cellular component: nuclear pre-replicative complex. Gene Ontology annotation, biological process: rRNA processing; DNA-templated DNA replication. Gene Ontology annotation, molecular function: protein binding. The record is from RefSeq and is a predicted model, not a curated record. The coding region runs from base 1 to 1548 and encodes 515 amino acids. The transcript has a single exon. NCBI's taxonomy places the organism in Eukaryota, Fungi, Ascomycota, Saccharomycetes, Saccharomycetales, Saccharomycetaceae.
AUGGAUGAGCAAGUAAUCUUUACCACUAAUAAUACUGGUUCUGUUGCCAGUAUUCACUCGUUUGAACAAUCCACUUUGCGUCAAUGCACUGUUGGGAGCAGGAAUAGUGCCGUGCGGGUCGGGGACAAGUACCUAUUCGUGGCACAGGCCCAGAAGGCCCUGAUCAACGUCUAUAACCUUUCUGGUCCACACAAGAGAGAAUCUGUUGAGCAAAGACUGCCACUUCCUGAAGUUUUGAGCUGUUUAGCGACUCUUGAGGAUCCACGAUGCGAUACAAACCAUAAAAUCCCAGAUUUCAACGUCCCAUAUCUGCUGUUGGGAUCCACUGGUUCUGGGAAACUUUACAUAUGGGAAUUGAACUCAGGAAUUUUGCUAGGAGUGAAACCAUUGGCUCAUUAUCAGGCAAUCACUAAGAUCCAGUCGAUUUUACAAGGCAAAUACAUCGUUACUUCCGGUGCAGAUGCUCGAGUGAUAAUCUGGCAAACAUCUGAUCUUGUCUCUAUGAGUGAACCAAAACCUGUAUGUAUCCUACACGACCAUACCUUGCCUGUGACUGAUUUCCAGGUUUCUAGUACGAACGGUGACUUUCUAUCGCUCUCUGGUACCAAGCUAUUUACUGUUUCCGAGGACGGUACUCUUAGAUGUUACGAUUUGAGCUCCAUGGCUCGUAGCAAAACUUCGCAGCCUACUCUGAUUGCUACGUUUACGCUGCCGCUGGCAAUUACAGCGCUAACUCUUGAUCCUGCAGAUAGAGCAUGCUACAUCGGUACCGCAGAAGGCUGCUUCAGUUUGCAGCUAUUCUACAAACUAAGUGGGUCAAAAUUGGUUAAUCUGGUGCAAUUGAGCGAUGGUAAAGCCCGUAUCUUUUCUCUCACAGAGUCGUCGAUGGAGUUGAAGGCUACCCAAGACAGGGAAAAGCUCUAUGCGAUCGGACAACUAUUAUGCGAGAAAGUAUCCAGUACAGCCGUCACUUGCUUCGAAAUCUCGAUGGACGGUACUCUUCUGCUGGUAGGUGACUCAGAGGGUAAAGUUUCUGUCACCGAGAUCUACUCCAAGCAGAUUCUCAGAACCAUGCAGCCCAUUUCCACAUCACAGACAAUCCAUGGUGGUGUAACGAAUCUAAUAAUUGAUACGCAAUUAAACGCCAAUCAGAACGAAGUUGGUGCUGACAGUGCCAAGGUAUCUCCAAACGCAAAGAUUCCGUCAUUACAAAGAGUUAUAUUUGAUUCUAGUAAACCGGGGCAACUGCACGAUAUUUUCCAUCAAGUUGGAGAAGAGAACGGCUCGACUUCCCUGUGUCUCGAUGAUUUUGAUGCUUACGCAGAUCAGCUAAGGUCCCAACAAAGCAUUAUUUCGCAAUCUAAUGGUGCCCAAAGUACGGUACUCAUCGCAGAACAGGAGCCUUCUAAGGAUAGCUCCGCAAAGGAUCAAGAGAUCGCCGACCUAAAGGACAACGUCGAAUCGCUCAAGAGCGCUUAUAAAGAACUACGUGAAUUACACGAAAAACUGUACCAGGAGCACGAAAAACUGCUGGAGACCACCAUCUAA